GUCCUCUUCUCCUCCCCCACUAAAAUUCCAAACCUCUUCAUCUCCCAUCACUUUGGUGUAAAGGGUUCCCAGAGAGUUUUUCCUGCCACACUUUCUAUCGUCUACCUGCUCUUUUUGGCUGAGGGAGCCUCCAGGCUUUACUAUCACACUUGCAUACGUGCACCUUUUGACUUUUUGAACAUUUUCUUGGGACGUGGCUCAAGAUGCCAGAGCCCACAAAGAAAGAUGAAACGCCAAAUGGCCAGCCAGAGGAAAGUGUUGCCCCAGACAGUAACGGUGCCCCAACCCUACCUGAGAUCUCCCUGGAGGUUUCUCCACCCCCAGAGGCAGUAGCAGAGGGGAAAGAGCCUGUAGAGACUGAUGGGAAGAAACCAGAGUCCACAGAGCCUGAGCCAUUACAGGCUGUGCUGGCUCAGGAGCCAAACCCCGCCGAGAAUGGUUCAAACCAAGCAGAACCUGGUGGGGUUGGGCUGAAAGAGCAAGCAGAGCCUACUAACACUGCUGUAAAGGAAGAGGGCUCUUGCUCUCCCCCACCACCUGAUGAUGAUAAUUCUGCAAUCACUACCAAAUCCCCAACACCCCAAACAGAGGACGGCAAUUCAGUCAAGAAACUCUCAAUUGAUCUGCCUAAUGAUAGCGUCCCUGUGCCAGCCACGGGGAGAAAAGACUCAGGUGGUGACAUCACUUUUGUUGCCAAGGUGGAAGCCAAGGAUCUCCUCCGCAAGCCCACUAUCAAGUGGUUUAAGGGGAAAUGGAUGGACCUGGCCAGCAAGACUGGAAAGCAUCUUCAGCUUAAAGAAAGCUUUGAGAGACAGACCAAAAUCCACACUUUUGAGAUGCACAUUAUCAAGGCCAAAGACAACUAUGCUGGAAAUUACAGGUGUGAAGUGUCCUACAAGGACAAGUUUGACAGCUGUUCCUUUGACCUGGAAGUUAAAGAGGCUGAAACGGGCUCACAUAGUCUUGAUAUUCGAUCAGCUUUCAAAAGGAGCAAUGAAGGACAAGAAGAUGCAGGGGAGCUUGACUUUAGUGGUCUCCUUAAACAUAGGGAACACAAACAGCAGGACGAGGCUCCAGACGUGGACGUAUGGGAAAUCCUGAAGAAGGCCAGGCCAGAUCAAUACGAGAAGAUUGCCUUUACAUAUGGCAUCACAGAUCUGAGGGGUCUGCUGAAGAGGAUGAAAAAGAUGCCUAAGGAGGAGAAGAAAAGUGAAGCUUUUGCCAAGAAGCUGGACCCAGCAUAUCAGGUGGACAAAGGUGGAAAGAUCCGCUUGGUGGUUGAUCUGGCUGACCCUACAGUUGAGCUGAAGUGGUACAAGAAUGGACAAGAAAUCAGGCCCUCCCCCAAGUACAUUUUUGAGCAUAAGGGCACACAAAGGAUUAUGGUCAUCAACAACUGCAGCGGAAACGAUGAUGCAGCCUAUUCGGUAGUUGCAGGGGAAGAAAAAUGCACCACGGAGCUGUUUGUCAAAGAGUUACCGAUUAAGAUUGUCAAGGGUAUUGAGCCGGUAAAGACCACAGUGAACGAGAGGAUUGAGCUUGAGUGUGAGGUGUCAGAGGAAGGCGCUCAAGUCAAAUGGAUGAAAAAUGGUGUUGAGGUUCCAACAGGAGUGCGUUCGAGAUACAGAGUUAAGUGUGAGGGGACCAAACACUACCUGGUGAUUGAUGAUGCCUCCAAAGAUGAUACUGGAACAUAUUCCGUCAUGGCCAGUGGUGGCACAUCUGAGGCUCAUGUUCAAGUUGACUUGAAACCCCUAAAGGUUUUUCAGGACCUGCAGGAUAUGACAGUGAUGCUGGGACAACCCAUCAAGCUAAACUGUGAAAUCUACCCAGGAAACGUCCCUGGCCGUUGGUACAGGAACGGGCAGCUGAUCCAGCCCAGUGAUCGGCUCAACAUCAUACAUAAGAAUAAGGUUCAUCGACUGGAAGUAGAAACCAGCUCUCUUCAUGACGCAGGAGAUUACACAUUUGUACCUGAAGGCUACUCACAGAGCCUUUCUGCUAAAAUCCACAUCAUAGACCCUCCAAGAGUGCACUUGGAAAGCCUGAACUUUCCAGACAACACAGUCACAGUGGUGGCAGGAAACAAACUUCGCUUAGAGGUCCCCAUCAGUGGAGAGCCAGCACCCAGAGUGGUGUGGAUGAAGGGGGAGAGGGUGAUUCUUGACUCAGGCCACCGUGUCCGUGCUGAGACGCAUGGCGACCAGACCAGUCUGACAAUUGAGGUCACAGAGCGAGAGGACACAGGCAACUAUAAGAUAGUUUUGCAGAAUGAGGCUGGUGAGGCCACAGCUGCAAUCAAAAUCAAAGUCGUUGACAUUCCUGACCCUCCUGAGGCACCCUUGGUCCCAGUCGUAGGUGGGGACUGGUGCUCUAUGACAUGGGAACCACCAAAAUACGAUGGAGCUUCACCAAUAUUAGGCUACUUCGUUGAGAGAAAAAAGAAACAGAGCUCCAGAUGGAUGAGGCUGAACUUUGACCUGAUUAAAGAAACAUCAUUUGAACCCAAGAAGAUGAUUGAAGGGGUCCCAUAUGAAGUGCGAAUCUUUGCAGUCAAUGCUAUUGGUGUCUCUAAACCCAGUGAACCAUCCAAAGCCUUCACUCCCUUGGCUGUGACCAGUGAGCCCACUAUGCUGGUUGUGGAUGAUGUCACUGACACCACUGUGACUGUCAAGUGGCGCCCGCCUGAAACCAUUGGAGCUGCCGGGCUGGAUGGAUACUUGGUGGAAUAUUGCAUCGAAGGAAGUAACGACUGGGUAAUAUCCAACAAGGAACUGACAGAGAAGACCAAAUACACCAUCAGUGGGCUGAGCCCCGGGUGUAAAAUUUUAGUCAGAGUCAAGGCUGUCAAUGCAGCUGGAGCCAGCACUCCGCGGACUCUGCAGCACUCCAUUCUGGUCAAAGAAGUUGUUGAACCCCCCAAAAUCCGUGUUCCACGACACCUGAAACAAACAUACACUCGCAAAGUUGGAGAAGUAGUCAACCUAGUGGUGCCUUUUAUGGUAAGCCUGUUAGCUUCACCACUGUAUAAUAUUGAUCGCAUGAUGAGAUCACUAAUGCUGCUCGGCAUGUGUAUCCAGGGCAAACCAAGACCAAAGGUCACCUGGCUAAAGGAUGGACAGCCAAUAGAGCCUUCCCAUGUAAGCAUCCGCAACACAGACUGUGAUAGCAUCAUCUUCAUCCGUAAAGCAGAGCGCAGCCACUCUGGGAUGUAUGAGAUGAAAGUGCAAGUGGAAAACCACACGGACACAGCUGUCAUUGACAUUCAAAUUGUUGAUCUACCUGGACCGCCCAAAAGUGUGACUAUUGAGGAUGUCUGGGGAGAAAAUGUGGCUCUGGUCUGGACUCCACCAAACGACAAUGGGAAUGCCCCAAUAACAGGCUACACUAUACAAAAAGCAGACAAAAAGACAAUGGAGUGGUAUACAUGCAUUGAGCACUACCAUCGCAACUGUAUCACCAUCACAGAAUUGGUGGUUGGGAAUGAGUACUACUUCAGGAUCUUCUCUGAGAACAUGUGUGGUCUGAGUGAACUUGCCACCCAAACCAAAAACAGCGCUCUCAUUUUGAAAGAAGGCCUGAAGAUGAAAACAGCAGAGUACAAUGACCACGACUUCAAGGAAGCGCCAAAAUUCACGCAGCCGCUUAUCAACACAUUUGCCAUUGCUGGGUACAAUGCGACUCUGAACUGUAGUGUCCGUGCAAAUCCAAAGCCAAAAGUAAUCUGGAUGAAGAAUAAAAUAGCCAUCAUUGAUGACCCACGCUAUCGUAUGUUUAGCAACCAAGGAGUAUGUACUCUUGAGAUUAGGAAGCCGAGUCCGUAUGACGGUGGUAUCUACAGCUGCAAGGCCAUCAACGACUUGGGGGAGGCCCAAGUGGAAUGCAAGCUUGAGGUCAAAGGAGGCUUCACUUUCUGCGAGCUCAUGAAACGCGGAGUGCCACUACACCUGAUUGAUAAGUACAUGAACGAGGCGAAGAUUGUUGAGCAGGAGAAGUAAGACUGAAAACAGUGCAAUAAGACAGUUGGGCUUUGCAGACGUCAGACGCCCUCUUAUCUUACCUUUCGAAGUCAGCUGACUGAUACUAAAAAAGAAGGAAUGGUGGCACCUGAGGAGGGGGUUUGAGGGAGGGUGCAUUGGUCUUUGCUGUGGGAUGCUGUGUGCAGAUUUGGUAAUGAAAAAAUCCAGUUAAUUCUCUGUCAGUUUGUUAUAUUUGAAAGAGUCAAUUCAAAUGCAUGUCAGUAAUGUUUUGGUUGUAGCUUUAAUAUGAAUAUUUUGUGUGCAUUCCUGCAGUGUUAAAUGUGUAUUUUUGUUGGGAGUGAGUGAUUAAGGUGAUUUAUUCUCUGGGGUGUGAAAGAAAGGAAAUGGGAAUGCGAAAACUAUGCCUUACUGUUAGUAUGGUGUCAGUGUAUUUCUGUAUGACAAGAUAAAACUAAGACUUGGGUAAUGUUGGAAAAAGAUUGUGUUGAUCCUCUUAAUUUAAAUACCAUUUAACUUUUUUAUGUGCAAGUGGCGUUUGUCUAAUAGACAAGAAAAUGUAGAGGUUUACGCACAGUCCAAAUUCUGCAUGACACAUUAUGCUUUUUGGAUUUAAAGUGGACUAAGCUUGAUUGAGGUUCAAUCAUAUGUGCAUGCCUUUACCCUUGUACUGAUGAUAUGGAUUCAAAUAAACCCUAAAUUUGAAAAGGUG
Molecule: messenger RNA, 4689 nt
Organism: Menidia menidia (Atlantic silverside)
Lineage: Eukaryota; Metazoa; Chordata; Actinopteri; Atheriniformes; Atherinopsidae
Source: the annotation of a GenBank genome assembly